Molecule: messenger RNA, 2657 nt
Organism: Porites evermanni
Lineage: Eukaryota; Metazoa; Cnidaria; Anthozoa; Scleractinia; Poritidae
Source: the annotation of a GenBank genome assembly
AUGUCUGAUAAUAUCCCUUUACCUCGACAACGCCAAUGCACAGAUUUAGGCUGCGAGGAUGAAAAAUAUAUCCUUGAUAUAUUCAGCUAUGUACAGCCUGAAACUCGUGGGAGGUGUGAAUCAAGGAAACAGCUGUUUGUGUUUAUAACCAGAGACGUAGAAAAUAACAGAUUGUCUAAGUUCCUGCAGGUAAUGUGUAGCGUCUAGCAAAAUAUACGCGAAGCAUGUUUACAAGUACAUUUUAAAUCCGUAAGCCCCGUGCAAACAGACGCAACAUUGCUGGCCAGCCAACAAGUCUCAACAAUGUUGCGUCCGUUUGCACACCGUGUGGCAUGUUGUUGCACAUUGUUGGAAACCAGGAAAAUUUUUAGCUACGUGCAAACGGACGCAAUAACUCUUAGGAGUUGUUGCGUCCGUUUGCAAGUAGCUUAAGGCAGCGGAGUCAUUUCACCUUCAAUUUAAUUGGAAACGGCGGUGAUUGUAGAGGACUUUGAUAUCCUUUCUUUACUUUCAGGAGGAGCAAAUUAGAUUGGGCAUGAUUAAAGUUUACUCUGAUAGAUUUUGCUGGAAAAAGAGCAAAAAUGAUGAGACGCUUAUUGUACAGAUGAAGAUGGAAGAUUUUAGCUCAGCUAGUGAACCGGUAAUAAUAAUAACAAGAACAACAGUAACAACGACAACAAUAAUAAUAUGGAUGAUGAUGAUGAUGAUAAUAAUAAUAAUGAUAAUUACAGUUAAAAAAUUUGUUCUGAAAUUUUUCUAUCGAAGCUUUUACCAUUAAUUCCCAAUGACCAUAUGGAUAUUUUUUAAGCUUGAAAGCAAUUUAAAAAUACUGGAUUAGAGAAUGGCUGGCUCCAGCCAUAUGAUUCAUACUUAAACUUAUUGGGUUUCAUGCACGUUUUCAGUUUGUUAACGUGCUAAAAGGAAUAUAUGUCAGUAAUCUUCUACAUCUAAAGAAAGGGUAGUUAAAAACUGCGACAUUUGGAUCUUGCGGCUCUGUCUCCAGUUGUCUUGUAUGGGUAUUCAAUGUCUAGUAAAAGGGAUCAUUCUGAUUUCGCGCAAGUUUCCUUCAAGUUUUGUUCCUUUGUUUUGUUGUUGUUGUUUUUUUCCGAAAAUUUUCAUCAACAGUAACUUUCUCUUCGAACUUUACGCUUUUUAUAUGCCACUGCAUUUUGAUCCAUAAGGAAAUUAGUGCUACGCGUUGAUUGUGUUUUGUUUUGUUUUGCUUUUAUUUUUUUUGGGAGAAAUUUUAUCAAAAUAUGAAUACGUUCCUUUUAUUGACAGAUUGAAAGAUGCAAAAUAGAUGAAAUGAGGAUACCUGAGAAAGUAACCUUUACUCUACCAUCUUGCGAUGCAUCCGUCAUGAGACUUACUACAAAAUUAUUGACACAAAGCGAUGACGUGGAAGUGCUAUUGGAAACAGAACAGUUAAGGGCCAGCUUGCCCCUGGUAAGUUAUAAGUUCAAGUAGGAUUUAUGAACGGUGAAAGGUUUGCGCCACUGGAUUGAAAUUUUAUGAAAUUCCAGGAGUAGUUUGGGAGUGUUUUAUGGAACAAUUUUAGCACCCAAAACGUACUGAAAAAAAAAGAGACUAUAAUUGAAUCGAAUCUGUCCUAUACACGCACGAAUUCGACCUUAACAAGUCGAUUUAUCUUCAGCAAUUCAUAAACCGUGUUUUGAAACAAUGUGCGAAAUGUUUCACUUUUUAGGACACAAUAGAUUAAUAUUUUCGUUGUUUCAGGAUUGUCAGUUCUAGGAAGAAAUGAUUUUUUGAGAUAGAUUUUCUCAUUUUGGAGUUUAAGACAAAAAAUUUCCGUUAUAGUCUAAGCUCUGUUUAUCGGUGAAAAUCCAUGACGUAACACGAAAUAAAUAAAUAAAUAAAUAAAUAAGUAGAAUGACUAAGCCACGAUAUCAACACCUUUCUCUCUUACAAAACAAUUUUCCGAGCUGUGGUGGUUUAUCAAAAGUUUGGAUUUGUACAGUGUCCUACCGUGGAGUCUUGUUCAAUAGCGGGAAAUUGUUUCCCAACAGCGCGCGCUCUCGUUGGUUGCUUCUAGGUCACAUGACAUCUAAGAAUGGAACUGUUUCCUGCCAAAAUCUACGACGUCAGAGGUUAACAGUGCACUUUUACCAGCAAAUGUUGACCGUUCGCUGGAUUUAUUUUUCAUUAAUUUGUACACGAAAAAGUUUUCUCCGUGAGCUCGUCAGCUAUAUAAGACUGGUCUCAAGGGAAACAGUUAAUUUUGUUUCCCUCAAGACCAGUCAGUAAGUGUUUAAUAUUUACCCAAAACCUUCCCCUUACAUUUCUGAUAUAUUUCCUCUCUUUCCUUAUUUUUUAUUCCCAGAUACCACAUUGGGAGACUAAGUCAGGGGUCGAACAUGAUCACUGGGUCAGUGAACCAACAGAAACAUAAUGAGACGCUGGGAAGUUGAUACAAAUGUAAAAUUAUUCAUGGGUGACAAAUUACUCCUUAAUUUUAGAACAAAAUUUCAGCGUUAAUUUAUGAUUUCACGUGUGAAAUUAAUUGCCAUCAUUGCAAUGUUCCUUACGUCUUAGUCGAAGUUUUAAAAUGUUACAAUUGAAGAUGUCAGGGCAUUAAAAGAUGCUUUAGAAAACCUAAACACACGAAAGGGCACAUCAAGAAGGAUUCUAACAAGUGC